CCUGGAUCGCGACCGCUCCACCGGUUGGGACAUCGCCGCCAUGAGCGACAAGAACUGGGACUUCCAGGGCAGCUGCGGGCGCUGCUUCGAGGUGCGCUGCGACCCCACCUGGCUCUCCGACAACUACGGAGAGAAGUUUGACCGAAGCAAUGUGUGCCGCGACCCUGACGCCAGCGUCGUCGUACAGAUCACCGACUCCUGCCCCUGCUACUACCCCACCAACGCCUACUCCAACAAGCGCUGGUGCUGCGGCGACAUGUACCACUUCGACAUGUCCACUUGGGCGUUUGAGAAGCUGGCGGACAACAAGUGGGGCGUCAUCGGCAUCAUGGUGCGACCCGUGGCGUGCAACUACCAGC
Molecule: messenger RNA, 359 nt
Organism: Astrephomene gubernaculifera
Lineage: Eukaryota; Viridiplantae; Chlorophyta; Chlorophyceae; Chlamydomonadales; Astrephomenaceae
Source: the annotation of a GenBank genome assembly